AUGGAGACGCCCAUGCAAGAUCACGACUUCAUUCUGGAAGCGAGCCAUCGUCAGUGCGUGGAGGAGCUUUUUGACGAUUACGCCGAUGACUUCGAUCGGCAUCUGGGAGCCCUUCGCUAUGAUAUUCCGAGCUGUUUGCUGGCCAUGCUGCCUAUGGCCAAAUUCAACCGCUGCAUUGAUCUGGGAUGCGGCACGGGCCUGGCGGGUGCCCGUGUGCGCGCUCGCUGCACUCUGCUAGAGGGGGUCGACCUCUCACAGUGCAUGAUUGAAAAGGCCCGGGAGAAGGAGAUCUACGAUGACCUUCACUGUCGGGAUUUGGUGGCCCAUCUACGCCGACAGGCUGACAGCACUUGCGAUCUGAUCAUUGCCACGGAUGUGGUCAUGUAUCUCUACUCGAUUGCACCCUUCAUCGCAGAGGCAGAGCGGGUGCUGUCAGCUGGUGGCAUUCUGGCCUUUUCUACUGAAUCUGCCUCCGAAGAUGAAGCGCCGACUGGCGUCGUUGAAAGAGCAAGCGAGCGCUUUGCUCACACACGGAAGCUUAUUUUGGAGCUUGCAGCCCACUUCACCGCGGAAGAAGUGAAGGAAGUGGAUGUCCGGCUCGAUGGUUCUGCAGGUCCCAUCAAAGGAACCUGA
This is a messenger RNA of Symbiodinium necroappetens, 633 nucleotides long. The record is from the annotation of a GenBank genome assembly. Lineage: Eukaryota; Dinophyceae; Suessiales; Symbiodiniaceae.